AUGCCCCGAAUCCCAGCCCUCCCGACAGAUGGCCAUCCAACCUGUUUGAAAACCUCCAAAGAAGGAGACCCCGCCACUCUUCCUUUGAAUUGGUGCCCAUUGCAAAAAUCCCCGCACAGCAGAUAUCCAUGCGUUGAAACAUCAUGGUCAGUGAUUCCCAAACUCUGAUCCUCCAGAUCUUUAGGACUGCAGCUCCCAGCAUCCCUGUUUCUUGGCCAAGCUGGCUGGGACUUCUGGGAACUGAAGUCCAAAACAUCUAGAGGGUCGAAGUUUGGGGAAUCUGGACAUGGCAAAACCAUUCAAUUUUGCACUCCCAAAAGGCCGUUGAGGCAGAUAGGAAGUCCCAAGGAAAACCCCAGCCAUUGCUAACAUCUCUUAAGUCUCAGGACAAAUGUGGCAAAAGAAAGAGGAGCUGGUGAUGCCUUCCCAGAUGCAUAAAAAGUGCGCAUCACUGGCCUGUGGCUGACCUCACACUGGGCUGGAGCACUGGGCCAAUUGGCAGGGCCUUUUCUUUGCAGCCCAGUUUCUAUAGCAGCUCUGAGCCCUUGGCAGAAAUGAGUUAAGAUCCAGCCCAGGUGGCUUUGGAAAUGAAUGGAUCCCUCUGCCAGGGCCUUGGGAAAGCCAUUCCUUCCCCAAAAUUGGCCUUAGACCAGCAGACUAUGGAAGCAGCGUAAGGAUGGAGAGGAGAAGCAUGGCUGAACAUUGGGUUUGGAGGAAAGGCUGACCGCCAUCUUGGCCCCCGGCUGCCUCCAUGGCGGAGAAAGAGACGGAGAACAAGAUCUCGCUGACCGAGGCCCAGAUCAAGGACCUCAAGGGAGCCUUCGAGAAAGGAAGCUUUUCCGACUACUCUGAACAACUGAAAGGGACUCUCCAAUCCCUGGAGAACAUCUGCUUAGACGUGGGCAUCACCGGUGAACCUGGCGUCGGCAAGUCCACCUUCAUCAAUGCCUUUCGGGACCUGCGUGCGGAGGACGAAGGCGCAGCUCCAACCAGAGGUGCCAGCGCCAACAAGGAACCCACAGCCUACCCGCACCCCAAGUAUGCCAGCGUCAUUCUCUGGGACCUGCCGAGCAUCGGUGCCCCCGAUUUCCACCCGAGAGAGUAUUUGCAACAGAUCAACGCCCCCUGCUAUGACUUCUUCAUUAUCCUUGCCUCUCAGCGCUUUGGCCUCAUCCAUGCCAAGCUGGCUCAGUACCUCCUGAAGCUCAGGAAGGACUUCUACUUCGUCCGCUCCAAAGUGGAUGAAGAUAUGGAGCUGGGUCGGCAGGAGUGUCCUUCCAGUUUCAGCGAAGCAGACGCCCUGCAGGAGAUCCGCGAGGGCUGCCUGAGAGACCUCCAAGCCUCCGGGGUGAAGUCUCCCAAGAUCUUCCUGAUUUCCAACCUCUCCUUCAGCAAGUAUGACUUCCCUCUCCUUGGGGAGACCUUGUGGAAAGACCUGGACCUCCAGAAGAGCCACUCCUUCCUCCUGGCCACCCCCAACAUCUCCCAUCGCCUCCUGGAGAAGAAGAAGAGCGCCAUCAUGCAACACUUGUGGCUGGUCUGUGUGGUGGCGUGUGGGGUCCAUGCAGAGCCCAUCCCAGAGAUCUCCAUCGCGUGCGACACGGAGCUCCUGGUCAAGACACUCCAGGGCUACUGCGUUAACUUUGGCCUGGAGGAGUCCUCUUUGAGGAAGGUGGCCGAACACGCAGAGCUUCCCUUUGAGCAGCUGAGGGCCCUGGUCAAGGCCCCUCUGGCCGCGGAGGUGGCCCCAGAGCUGGUGGUGGAGCUGCUGGUCGAAGCGGCCGGCAAGGCCCCCAAGUUGCCCAAGCAGCUGGUGCCCAUAGCCGCCAUGGGGCUGUCCUUUGCCGUGGUCUACAACAUGCUCAAGGCCUUUGUGGAGGAGGUGGCUGCUGAUGCGCACCGGAUCCUGCUCAAAGUCUUCAUGAGCCACAAGCCCCGGGAGGAGUCCCAGGCCAACAUCCCAGGAGCCUUGGAGGACAACGGGGGCAAGGAGAUGGGUCCUCCUUAAAUCCUAUGAAAGCCUUCAACUCAGUCUCUGUGGUUCCUCCUUCUUUCGAUGCAUGGCUUCUCUUAAGCUUCUCGCUUAGCCAGGAGUGUGUCUCCACUCCAUAGUUAAAUGCAAUUGUUUCUGCAUGGUCCAGGGUUGGAUGAGCUGUCCUUUGGGGUCCCUUGAGUCAGUGUCCAGUCCUUAUAACUGUUGUGAAUCCAGCCUAUGGAAUCCUGGGACUUGUAGUUUCUUGAGAUACUUAGAAUUCCAAGUCCCUCGCUCAAAUGCAAUCCUCUGCUGCUCCAGAGAGAAGGACAUGGAGCAAUGGAUUCAAACGUCAGGGAAAGGGAUUCCACUCACACACUCAGAAACCCCGAAGGCAGGCUCUUUGAGUAUUUACUCUUUGAGUAAAGAGUAUUAGGAAACUCUUUGGGCAUUUAUAGACACAAGUGUCCUUUGAAAAGAUCAUGGUGGUAUCAGGUUAAGCUAUCGUAACAACUUUUAUUUCCAUGACGUUCUUCCUUAUAAGAGUUCCGGGAGGCAAAAAACAUCCAUUAAAGCAUGAAAGUAACA
Sceloporus undulatus (fence lizard) is the source of this 2560-nucleotide messenger RNA. RefSeq names its product interferon-inducible GTPase 5-like. Gene Ontology annotation, cellular component: membrane. The transcript has 2 exons. Lineage: Eukaryota; Metazoa; Chordata; Lepidosauria; Squamata; Phrynosomatidae. The record is from RefSeq and is a predicted model, not a curated record. Gene Ontology annotation, molecular function: GTPase activity; GTP binding. The coding region runs from base 752 to 2008 and encodes 418 amino acids.